AACUCAUAUACUAUAUAGAUCUAGAUCUAGAAUCUAGUUAUUUAAUAAUUAUAGAGUCUAGUAUAGAUCUAGAUAUAUUAUAUCUAGUGACAAGUAGUGAUAUACUACACCGUAAUACGGUAACAUAGGCGUCAUAGGCAGGAUUGACUGAUUAGAACAAUGGUUGGUUUUAACUGUUCUAUUGUUACCUGCAAAGCCCAUAGAUUUCAUUCUAAGGGUCUCUCUUUCUUUUGUGUACCAAAGCUGGGGAUAAAACCAUGGAAAAAUCAAUGGAGAGACAAACUUUUAGAAAAAAUCAAUAGAAAUGAUAAAAGGUUUAAUCCUCACAAGGCAUGUAUUUGUUCAAAGCAUUUUAAGGAGUCCUGCAUCACAGUAGGCAAAACUGGCAAGAAAUUCUUAGUACCAGGGAGCCUUCCUACUGAAUGUAUGCCCGUUAAUGAGAAUGAGAAAGAUUUUACAGAUGAUCUAAGAAAUAUGAUAAAAAAUGAACAUCUGGAUAUGAAUGAAACAACUUUACCAACUCAGACAACUGAAGAAAAAAAUCACAGUUUGAAACCUGACUUAAUAUGUGAUGUAAAAAGCGAAAGCAAUGAAGUGUUCUCAUUCACUCAGCCUUCAGAACAGCAAAAAUAUAAUGUGCUAUGUAACAUACAAGCAACUUUAAGUUUGGAAAAAAUUAAAACACCUGUUUUGCCAAAGAGCAAUAAAAAAAAAACUCGCCGAAAGAAAAAAAAAUUGAAGUCAAAAAGAAUUGUCCAUUCAACGAAUGUGAAACGGGUUAGAACAUUGAAAGUCAAACAGGUAAAAACAAGCCAGCAUGCUGUCAGGAGAUCUCUCAGAAGUUCUACAACAAACGGUCGGAUUGAUUAUAAAAAGCUACUUCAGCGAAGCGAGGAGAAACCCUUCAAGUGUGAACGAUGCCACAAAGAGUAUAGUUGCCCAAACACUUUCAGACGUCACCAGAAGGAUGCAAAACUAUUCAAAUGUCGGUUAGCUAUGGACGAAUGCCAGGGAAACAAUUCUGGUUCCACUUUUAUUUUUGUGAAAAAAUCAAAAUGCAAACUUUGCUUCAAAACAUUUCCAGACUCAGAAAUGGAAGACCAUAUUCUUGUUCAUAAGACAUCGUUCCAAUGUAAAUUAUGUUUGAAAACAUUUCUUAAUGCUGGCUUUUUGAAAGCCCACACUUUUGUUCAUAUUAGUUAACACAGUUAUUCAGAUUCACAAAUUUGUCAAUUCUCCAACCAGACUGGUGAAGAGAGCUUUGAAUAUUUUAAUUCUGGUAACAGAAAAAGGUAAAAUGUGCUUAUUAAAGCAACAAAAUUAUGACAUGUUUACAAUGCAUUGUCAUACACUUGAAGAUACCUACCCAAUACUGGAGACAAUGUGGCAUAUUUCAUCCGCAACAUACCAUGAACUGUAUUUGAGUGUAUUUAUGUACUGAUUGCUGAUUGCAGAUGUUAAUUUUGAUAACACAACUUUCUCACUCCAUUAGUUAAUUAAUUUUUUUAUUCAUCAUGUAAAACCUACCAUAUGUAAUGAUCAGCUUGUUAUUUUCUGUGUCCAUUUUUUUUCCCAGUAGUUCUUAAAUGUGUUCUGUCUGCUGUUAUUUGCUUGCUUGUAAAAAAAUCACUGACUUUGGUUGUUUUAUAAGUAUUACAGUGUUGUAUAGGAGACAAGUUCACAUCAGCACAAACAAGUAGAUCUAAUAAAGAUACAUUUAAGAAAACUGUUUAUAUAUCAAUUCAAUAGGGUUUUCAGUAGAAUGUCAAUUAUUAGUAUUUAUUGGGACCAGGGUCUGUCUGGAUAGUUGAAUGUGGAAUAUUAUGACUGGUCCAUUUCACUAACUAUGUAAAGAAAAUUCAUAUGGGGGCAUUUAAACAUAAAAUUCUAGUAAAACAAAACAUUAUAUAUAGAAGCCUACCUUUAUUUAGAGAAAUAAUCCCUGAUCUUGCGCGACACUAACCUGGGUCAUCGAGAUACUCUACUGUAAAACAAAAAAACAUUAAAGGCAUCCCAGAUAUUUGAUGCUCUUGCUAUCUGAUGUUUGGAUAAAGGAAAUUUUUCUGUAUUUAGAAAUGAGGGAUGAUUGUCACAGUCAGUAAGAGCUUUUGUUUUUUUUAAUAAACAAUAAGGAUACUUCUUCUACUAAAGCCAUGCGCCUACUAUUAUCUAUUUUAUGUGUUCCACCCUAAACAUCAUAAUUCUGUGUUGGAUGUCCCUAUUUCUUCCCAUAACUAAAGUGCAGAAUUCUAUAUUUAAAUAACUCUUUUCUCUAAUCCUUAACACCAGUAUGAAACAUGCUACAUUCUGUACGUAAUGAAAGAGAAAUGGAUCUUAAGAAUUAUCUUUAGCUGUUGAUAUAUGUUUAAAUAAGCCAUAUUAAUGAGACUGAGUUUCAUCAAGUAAAAAAAGUAGUUAUAAAUUCAGCCAUCAUAGCUCGAAUUUACCCUGUAUGGAAAUCUCCCAAAAUUUUUAGAAUGAUGGAAUGUCUUCGAGGGCCUUAUUAUGUCUCCCUGACUGGGAAAUAGAUAACCCAAAAAUUCUCUGAUUGGAAAAUGAUUCAUGAUUUUUACAAGCCUCUUUUAAAGUAUCACCUUAGCCAAUGACAAUUGUGUCAUCAAACACGUUAUUUACACAUAUUUACAUCAGCUGCAAUUUGAUCUCAACAAAGUUAAUUCAUAUUAUAGAUGAAAGAUGUCAUUCCUGUAUGGUUACUAUCUUUAAUAGUAUUGAUCCAUUGGUUUUGUAUCAUGAAAACUUCUUUUUGAUCAUCUCUACUUGAUGCUUAACUUUUUUCUGAGGUACUUUGAAUCUUCUUGUUACAUAUUAAUGAGAAGAGAUUUCAACCAUUACAGAAAUUACACAGUUUCCUCAUGUAGGGCAUUUUCCCUUUAUCAACUCAUGAAUUCUAUUACAAAAUUUCUCAUGGUUUAAGUUGUUAUCUUGUAUAGGUUUCCUUCUUAGAUUGUUACAUCUAACAGCUAUGACCACUCUUUCUAUGAUUACGUUUUUUAUCUUGCAGAGGUUUCCUUCUUAGAUUGUUACAUCUAACACCUAUGACCACUCUUUCUCUGAUUAAGUAUUUUUUUUCUUUCCUCUGAUCAAAUCUCAAGUUUUUUCUUGCCAUUUUCCUUAAAUCUGUAACAUAUGUGUUGAUAUCUUCACUUUUGCUUUGGUUUCUUGAAUUGAACAGAUGAGUCUAAUUUGUUUUACCCAUAAAAUAAUAUCGAAGGGCUUUUAUUAAUUUAUCCAAUUUCUUUCCAUUCCCUUUUUCAAACUGAAUUCCCUCUCUAAGCAUCAUUUGCCUCAGCAGCCUGUCUUCCUGUGAUGGUCAAUAGAGGAGCUACUCUUACCUAGUGAGUAAACUUUGUAGGUCAUACAACUGUGUAGCUCUUUCAUUGUUCAGCCAGCUGCUUUUGAACUCUAGCCAGUGAGUAGCCCAUGACCUGUGCCUGUUGUAAGGAGAACACAUUUCUGACACCAUGUUAAAAUAUACUGUAUUAAUGAAACUAACCCUUUCAUCAAGUAAAGAAUUACCGGUAGUUUUCUUUUCAUAAGAUUACUGUUUUAAAGGUAGAUAACACAUACUAUUACAUUUUGAGUAAAGGGACAUAACAUAAUUCCAUUUUUUUUCCUCAAUUGUUAAACACACUAUAUGCUGUGCUUGCAAUACAAGAGACAUGGAUAUUUAGCUGUUGAUACACUUUCUAUAGCUUUUUAGUUUUUGUUUUGUAUUAAGUUACACACACACACACAUAUAUAUAUAUAUAUAUAUAUAUAUAUAUAUACAUAAAGUCCAAAGAUUAGUGAGGAAUGAAGUACUUCCCGUGGCUGUGCAGCCCCAGCUGUGACCUACAUAUUUUUCCAUAUCCACACUAUAUAUUUUUAUGUGAAUUUCCCAUCUCCUUUUUUAAAGAAUGUGUGGAUGAGUAGUGUAAACUGCUCUUGUCCAAUCUAUAGGGCUGGAGUUCAAAACCUGAAUCAAGCUGAGUAUUUUUUGUAGAGUGUUAUAAGGCAGCACAGAUACUCUUACAGGUUCCCUCCUACUAAAAGAGAUAGGACUUGAUUAAACUAUAGAGCAGUGAGCAUGCUAUAACAUAUAAGAUGCACUAUACAAAAGCAAUUAAAAAAAAAGAUUUAAAUAUUGUUAUAUAGAAGUCUCUUGAAUUAGGGACACAGCUCGAGUCCAAUCCAAUUUUACUCAUGAAACUGUUUCAGCAUUUUGAAAACUACUCAUAAAAACAGAAUUACAAUUAUUUUAAGAAUGCUGGGUUUAAUAACAACAAUAUGCCAAUCUUUUCAGCAGUGCAUGUUUUUUUAAAUUAAAAAUUUAAAUUUUGUUCAUGAACAAAAUUUAAGAUGCUCUUACAAUUGUUAUGUUUGAGUCUUUAGAAAGAUUAUAUAUUGAUAUAUUCAGAAAUAGAUAAUAAAACCUAUCUGGCAAUAUUUACUAUUCCUAAGAUUUGCUAGAAAUUAUUUUCUUCAUUUCGAGUGAACAAGAAAGUUUGUAUUUUGAUAUUUAUUAUAUUUAUUUCUUUUUAGUUAUUCAAGAUUUUAUGUCAUGUUAUUUUUUUUUCAUUUUUUAUAAGUGUGUACAUUUUUCAUGCCUAAACAUUAUUUCAACCAUCUGAAUGAAAUAGUUUUUGUACAAGGAUGAAGUUAUCAUUCAAUGAAAUAUCUCCACUAAGUGCAACUUUUAAUUUCUGAAUGAUGCUAAAAAUGUAUUUAUAAAUGUGUGCAUUUCUCAUGACUAAACAUUAUUUCAACCACCUCAAUAAAAUAGUUUUGUACAAUGAUGAUGGUGUCAUAAGAUAAAAUCUCUCUCUUCACUAAGUGCAACUUUUAAUUUUUGAAAGAUGCUAAAAACUAUUGGGGCAUAUGGGAGAAGCGUGUAGAUCUAAAAGAUUAUGUUGGUUACUGUAGUAAACAGUGAAGGAGUCAAAAAUGAGUUGCAAGAUAGAAGCACAUCAAAUGGAUCAGUAAAGCAAAUUUAAGUUAAAAAAAAAAAUGUGAUUUUCUUUGUUGGGCUUAUUUUAAAAAAAAAAUGAAAUUGAUGUUUUUAUUUUUUUCUUAUUUUGUACAAACAUUCAAUAACACACUAUCAAAAUAAAUUACAAAAAAAUAAGGAUCAUUUAACAAGAACUUUUGAGAAUAUGGAUCUUUGAUCAAACUUGUGAGGCUCUGACUGGACCAGCAUAGGCCUAGAUGAAUUGUCUGAAUAAAAGGGGGGAGGGGUUUAGAAAGUUGAGUUGGCAUGGCUCGUUUAAAAAUUAAUUUCAUAAUAUUGGAGCUUCAUUAAAUGACUUUUUCUGUGAAUUAACAAGCUGGAUGUUUUAAAUGUCAAAUUUUAGAUUUAAAUCUCUUUCUCUCCUUAAUAGCAAUACCAUCGUUGAUUUGAUCCCAUUAAAUUAAUUUUUGUUUUUUAUUAACUUAAUUUGUGUUUUAUAAAAAGAGCAUGCAUUCUGCUAAAAUUCUAUACCAAAGUAAUGUUUUCUGAUUACAAACAAAAAGUGUUAUUAAAGUUUAAUCAUAACAGGGUAGAAAUUUCAAAUGUAAAAAAAUGAACAAUUCUGUCAGAAGGUGGAAAAUAAUUACGGAGAUAAAGAGUUAAUUCUGACUUGUUGGAUAGGGUGUGUUAAUGCACAUAUAAUACUGCAUGAACUCAAUGAUGUUCUGUAUAUUUGUAAAAGUGGCACUAAUAUUUGUCUGUGUGUUUAUGUAUGAUGUUUUUCUGGUGAAAUGUCUACAUCCUAGCAUAUUAUGAGCAUGUUACAUGUUCUGUCUCUAAAUAAAAUAGACCUCAAUGGCUUCAACAGUGAA
This is a messenger RNA of Biomphalaria glabrata, 5820 nucleotides long. RefSeq names its product zinc finger protein 91-like. Lineage: Eukaryota; Metazoa; Mollusca; Gastropoda; Planorbidae. The coding region runs from base 160 to 1203 and encodes 347 amino acids. Gene Ontology annotation, cellular component: nucleus. Gene Ontology annotation, biological process: regulation of transcription by RNA polymerase II. The transcript has 4 exons. The record is from RefSeq and is a predicted model, not a curated record. Gene Ontology annotation, molecular function: RNA polymerase II cis-regulatory region sequence-specific DNA binding; DNA-binding transcription factor activity, RNA polymerase II-specific.